AUGGAAGAAGAGAGUAACAGGGCUGAAGAUAAAAUUCCUUUGUUCACAGUAGAAAUGAAAGUCAGAGCUUCCCAGCUCAUUUUCAUCAUUGAUACAGCUGCAGCCAAGUCUGUUAUCUCUGAAGAAGAGUACACAAAUGACAUUCCAAUGGCUGCCAGAGAAAUUAGUGAUGAAACUCGAAAGGAUGUGGUGCUCAGUAAAGUGCUCAAUUAUGUCAUAACUGGCGGGCCUAAAGAGCGUGAUGAUGAGAAAUUGCAGGAGAAUUUCACAUUCAGUCUGGUGGAUUUCUGUGGACAGACCAUCAAGGCUGAUGGAAUAAUUAUUAACUCCCAUCAAGAAUCUCAGAAGGAUUAUCUUGUCACAGUCGGGACUGACUGUGAGUUUACAAUGCAGGCUACUUCCCCGAAGGACAAAGUUCAGUUCCAGUUUAGAUUCUUCUUGGUAUACAGUCUGCUGCGAGAGUCUUCUAUCCUUCAGCCCACCACAGCACUUCAACUACUGCAGCGCAAUGCAACAGGACCUCUGUCCCUACUAGAGACCACCAGACCUGGGCAAAAAGCACUAGGAGAAGAGAUUACUAACACAUGCAAAGCUGGAUCAUAUGUACAAUUUUAUGAUGGGAAGAAUAGAAAUUCACCACCUAUUGGCUCCCUUUUAUGUGGGAAGAGUAUCCCCAAACCAAUUUUAUCAACUGGGAACUAUCUUACAUUGAGACUGGUCACCAGAGGUCAACAACCCAGAGUGGACUUUGUUGGAGAUUUCACAUCCUUUCGACCAGGUUUCAAAUCUUCAACGUGCAGUGAUGAGCCAUACUUUCAAUGUCAAAAUGGGAAGUGCAUUCCCAAGAGUCUGGUCUGUGAUUCAGAAAGUAUUGAUAACUGUGGAGAUGGCAGUGAUGAGACCGGACUUCUUCCAGGAAAAUGCAAAGAUAAUUUCUUCAACUCAGCAACUGUUGGUAAGGCCAGCUCAAGCACCAUGGAGCCUAACAAUUCACUGUCGCCUUCUGUCAACCUCACUGCUCUUUGUCAAACGCCAAAUAGACGUCAUCACCUUCUACCAGCCAGCGUCCUUUAUCCGGGCUCUGUUACAGACACCAAGUCGUACGUUUCACUGCUCACCCUCUACGUCAUCCUGGGAGUCAUUGCUGGGGUGAUCCUGCUGUUCUGGUGUUGUUGGUCACCAGGCUGGUUGGUUUGGAGGCUCAGUGUCUGUAGGUUCCUCCCGUGCUGCAACUCCUUCUGUGCGGCCUGUCAGCUCUGCACUCACAGCUGCUGUCGGACGGACAACAGUCGACUGGCCAAGGUCACACCGCAAAGCACAAUCCCUGUACCUGUGUAA
This is a messenger RNA of Carcharodon carcharias (great white shark), 1338 nucleotides long. It is a transcript of the gene ldlrad2, whose product is annotated as low density lipoprotein receptor class A domain containing 2. Gene Ontology annotation, molecular function: protein binding. Bases 1 to 1338 code for a protein of 445 amino acids. The record is from RefSeq and is a predicted model, not a curated record. The transcript has 6 exons. NCBI's taxonomy places the organism in Eukaryota, Metazoa, Chordata, Chondrichthyes, Lamniformes, Lamnidae.